This is a messenger RNA of Mycetomoellerius zeteki, 440 nucleotides long. RefSeq lists its product as uncharacterized. The transcript is spliced from 2 exons. Lineage: Eukaryota; Metazoa; Arthropoda; Insecta; Hymenoptera; Formicidae. Bases 14 to 394 code for a protein of 126 amino acids. The record is from RefSeq and is a predicted model, not a curated record.
UAAAGCUAUAUCAAUGAGUAACUCUAGCUAUAAUUUUGAUGGAUCUUCAACAUUGAUUGACCUUAUGUCAACCAAAAAAAAACCGAAGGAAACUGACACUUUAACGUCAGAUGUAUUUUCACAGCCACAUACAAUAAAAUCUUUAACGGAUGAAGAAGAAGAAAUAUUAUACAAAAUGUGUGGCUAUGUUGUGUUCAAGCUUAAACAGCGAAUAAAGUGUAUUAAUUGUUACUCUAAAUUAUUACAUUCAAAUCCAGUUUUGCAUCCUAGAAACGGCUUUUUGAUAUGUUGUGAAUUCCUGAAGGGAGCUCUUGUUUCAGUUUCCGAUGAAGUAUUUCAACUCUUAAAAGCAGUAGAACUUAUUAUAAGAAACGUAAAGAAUACUGUAGUAUGAGAUUGUGUCAGAUAGCAUCAGAACUAAGCAGUAUGUCUCCCAAUAA